UUAUUAAGUAUACCAAAUUUGGGAAGCAUGAAUUCAAAGCAAAUAUUCUCUGCUACAGAUGUUUUUCUAUGUAUAAGAUUGACAAUAAUAGAUUUGCAGAAAUGAUAAUCCUCAUUUAUGAUAUCAGUUUGUGUGUCUGGAGAAAAUGUACAAGCGGCAAAAGUAACUGCUGAUUCGUGGCUUGCUAUUCAUUGCUCCGUGUUACCGGAUAGUGAGCCAGGAAAGUCUAGAUGAUGAUAUACAUUACAUUGAUUUCUGUUGGAUACGACGCAGUAAACGACAACUCGAUCUACUGUGCCACGUGCUGUUGACAGUAUCAAGUGCCAUCCUCAAGUCGUCUACACGUGCAAAUCCCUUUUCACCUGAGGUACAUUACUUAUCCAUUCACAGCAAAUAAACUCUCCUUCAUUUGCCAUUAAAUACCCCUAGAGUUGUAUCUUCCCCUUCAUCAGUUUCCCCUCCAAAGCUCCACCCUCUUUUCUUUUUUACCAUCAAGUCCUAAUCUGUUUUCCUUGUUUUCUCUGUUAGUCUGUGAAUUAGACAUUGGAUUAAGAUGGUUCCUACAUCUGACAAGAGUACAGCAACAGUCGUUACCCGAAAGAAAAAAACCAAAGGACCUUUCAAGGGUGUGAGGAUGAGAAAAUGGGGUCGAUGGGUAUCAGAAAUAAGGGUCCCCCAAAGUCAAUCUCGUAUCUGGUUAGGCUCCUUUGAUACUCCAGAGAAAGCUGCCCGUGCUUAUGAUGCAGCACUCUACUGUCUUCGAGGUUCACAAGGGAAGUUUAAUUUUCCUGAUGAGAAGCGACCUGAAAUUCCUGAUGGCCCAUCAAUCUCCUACUCGAAAAAUGACAUUAAAGCAGUUGCCACAAGGUUUGCAUCACCAAACUCUUCGUCAGUCCCUUGCUCAGCAUCAUCUUUAACAAAUACCACAAGCUCAGCAGAGCCAGAACUGGAGAGUGACCUGAAGAUACCAAUUACAGCGGGUAAAACAAGAAGCACAGCAGAUGCUGUUGGAGAAUCCCAUUUGGCAAUUGGCGUGACGGAACCUGAUAUGUUUACCUUUUCUCUGGAAAAAUUCUUGUUAGAGGAGCCAAUAAUGAUUCAGCCAGACCUGAUAUGGGACAUAUUAAGUAGAGAUUCAUAAUUCAAAGAUGUAAAGUUGGGGGAGAAAAAGUUUUAUGGAAAGAUAUAUGUGACAUUGAGAUAGAUGAAUCUAUAUUUAAUAAAUAUGUUGUUCAUUGUAAAUCAUAUGGAAUAAGUAUAUAAUCUCUAUGUUUAAGUUUAGAAUUAAACUUUCUUACCGUAAGUGUAGAAUUAAUCGUUUAUGUUACACUUAGUGAGAUAUUCUGCGGGAUCCUCUUUAGGUGACAGGACAGGAAUCUCUAGAAUCACAAACGUGUCAGAAGGGGUUGAAGUGGUGUUGACAGAAGUCACUAAGUGUCGCUAACUAAGGUAACUAGUUUGUCUAAAUCCAGUCUGAGAAUAGGCUAACACAUGAAACUGUUGAUAAGAUAUCAAAUGCUUGGGUAUAAAGAGUGGCUUGGAGUUUAUCUUUCAGAUUCCCCAUUAUUGUUAGAUGAAAACCUGGAUUCAUCGACACAUCUAAUCACUACUUUUCAGUUGUGACAGAUGGGAAGUUUAUAUCUGUACCUGAAUCGACGUGUGUUACAUUUCAAGUGAAGCCACAAAUUAGUAUUCUUUCUUUCUCUUACAAGAAAUUUGCUACGACGCGUAACAGUUAAUUGAGAGAGGCCAAAUAUGUAAUUACGGCUGAGUUGCGAAAGAUGACAGGAAAUAAAUAGGGUUCUAUCUGAAGCAAAUGAUGCUAAUUGGCAACACAAGUUCCAUAGUUCUAAAACUGUAGUGGCGACAAUGUGCAGAUAAUUAGAAUGAAUUAUAAGCUUUUUGUUCCUUCUAUGUUUCUUAGAAAAAUUUAGUAGAGCUCUUAGCAUCAUGAUAAGUUUUAUUAGUUACUUCACUGGUAUGCAAGAU
This is a messenger RNA of Papaver somniferum (opium poppy), 1989 nucleotides long. RefSeq names its product ethylene-responsive transcription factor ERF015-like. Bases 554 to 1141 code for a protein of 195 amino acids. The record is from RefSeq and is a predicted model, not a curated record. The transcript has a single exon. Gene Ontology annotation, molecular function: DNA binding; DNA-binding transcription factor activity. Lineage: Eukaryota; Viridiplantae; Streptophyta; Magnoliopsida; Ranunculales; Papaveraceae. Gene Ontology annotation, biological process: regulation of DNA-templated transcription.